GUGAUUCUGUUUCCAUGUAGAAAAAUGGCUGAGUCCAAAAUUUCAGUAACUCAGGACGAGUUCAGCUGUUCAGUCUGUCUGGAAACACUGAAAGAUCCAGUAACUACAUCAUGUGGACACAGUUUCUGUAUGGUGUGUAUUAAUAACUGCUGGGAUCAGGAGGAUGAUAAGGGAACAUACAGCUGUCCACAGUGUAGACAAACCUUCACUCCAAGACCUGUUGUGAGGAGAAACACAAUUCUGGCUGGAGUUGUGGAGAAACUAAAGAAAACAGAACUUCAAGCUCCACAUCCUGGACACUGUUCUUCUGGACCUGAAGAUGUGGAUUGUGAUUUCUGUACAGAGAGAAAAUCCAAAGCAGUUAAAUCCUGUCUGGUGUGUUUGGCCUCUUACUGUAAAACUCACCUUCAGCCUCACUAUAAAUCUUCUGCUUUUAAGAAGCACAAGCUGGUUGAAGCCUCCAGACGACUCCAGGAUCAGAUCUGCUCUCAGCAUAAUAAACUGCUGGAGGUUUACUGUCGUACUGAUCAGCAGUGUAUCUGCAUGAUGUGUAUCAUGGAUGAUCAUAAAGGACAUGAUACAAUAUCAGCUGCAGCAGAAAGAACUGAGAAACAGAAGCAGCUGCUGAAGAUCCAGAGAAAGUUCCAGGAGAAAAUCCAGAACAGAGAGAAGGAACUUUGUGAGCUGAUAAAUGCUGUGGAGUUUCACAAGUGUUCUGCACAGACAGCAGUGAAGAACAUUGAGAGGAUCUGUACUGAACUAAUCAACUCAAUUAACAGAAGAUGCUCUGAGCUAAAAGAUCUGAUCAGAGAUCGAGAGACAGCAGAAGUAAGUCAAGCUGAAAAACUCCUGAAACAGGUGGAGCAGCAUAUUGUAGAGCUGAAGAGGAAAGAUGCUGAACUGGAACAGCUUUCACACACAGAGGAUCCCGUCCAUUUCCUCCAGAAUUUUCAGUCUCUCUCGGCUCCUGCUGGAUCUGCAGAAUCAGCCUCCAUCACAAUCAGUCCUUUCCUCUCAUUUGAUGAUGUUACAAAGUCUGUAUCUCAGCUGAGAGAGAAAGUAGAAGAAUUCUGGAAAGAGCAGUGUGAGAAGAUACCAGAUGAAGUGAAGAAAGCCCGGAUUACUUCAUCUCCUGAACCUGAAAUCAGAGAAGAUUUUCUACAAUAUGUUUGUCGGUUCACACUGGAUCCAAACACAGUAAAUAAAAACCUCCGUCUGUCUGAGGAGAACAAAGUGGUGACCUGGAGUAGAACAGAACAGUCGUAUCCUGAUCAUCCAGAUAGAUUUGAUUAUUACUGCCAGGUUGUGUGUAGAGAGAGUGUGAGUGGACGCUGUUACUGGGAGGUUGAGUGGAGUGGGAAUUAUGGGGUUUAUAUAGCAGUGUCAUAUAAAAGCAUCAGCAGGAGGGGAGAUGGUGAUGAAUGUCUGUUUGGAUGGAAUGAUCAGUCCUGGAGUUUGUUCUGUUCUCCAUCUGGAUUUUUAUUCAUGCACGAUAAGAAAGAGACUAAAAUUCCCAUAAUGCCGAGUUCCUCUAGAAUAGGAGUGUAUGUGGAUUAUGAAGCAGGAACUCUGUCCUUCUACAGCGUCUCUGAUACAAUGAAGCUCCUCCACAGAGUUCAGACCACGUUCACUCAGCUCCUCUACCCGGGGUUUUGGGUUUCUUCAGGAUCAGAAGUGAAACUGUCAGAUUGAACAAAUUAAAUGUAAAAUUUACAUGAAAGUGUAACAUUAAACUGUUUGAGUGAUUUUAGAAUCUGUGAGGCAGUGAUACAUUUAUGAAGAUUUCUUUUUCAAUUUAUUAACCACCAUUUAUUCAGUGCUGUGAAAAAGUACAGUGGAACCUUUACUUACAAGUUUAAUUCGUUCUGUGACCAAGCUUGUAACUCAAUUUGCUCGUAUAUCAAAUCAAAUUUCCCCAUUAAAAUGAAUUGAAACACUAUUAAUCCGUUCCAGCCCCCCAAAAACCACACCGAUUUUUUUUGUUACGUGUUUUUAAAUAAGAAAAAUUUACUUUAUAAAUAACUAAUAAUGUACAAAAAAAUAAUAAUGCAUAAUAAAAGAUAAUGUAAAGAAAUAAACUUGUUUUAUUGAGUGCAUUUACCUUGAAAAUCAGACAAAUAUGUUGGCAGAGGUGGAGAUUGGUGGAGGAAGUUGGGGGAGUGUUUCAUUUCGUGCUCUAUCACUUAACUUACUCGCUACACACUUAAUGCUACAAUAUAUUGCUAAAUUUAACUUACACACUAUGCUACACUUUAUCACUAAACUUAAUUGCUACUUUUUUUAUUUAAUUUUUUUUCACUUCAAUUAAUCUUCUUUUUCACUUACUUUUGGCUUUUUUGCCACACUUUCCUCGCUUUCACUUGCUUGUACAGCAAGAUAACCAGGUGAACUGAACGCUCGCUGGGCUACCUAGUGGCGGGUGACGUAAGCUUGCUCGCUCAUAACUCGGAUCUCGGCUCGUAUCACAAAGCAAAAAAUCGACCAAGUGACAGCUCGUAUCUCGGAAAAUUCGUAAGUUGGGUCACUCGUAAGUCAAGGUUCCACUGUAUUUACCCCCUUUCCUGAUUUCUUCUUUUCUUAAAUAUUUAUCAUCUAAAUGGAUUCAGAUAUUAAAACUUAAUUAAAUAAAAAACAAACUGAAUAUUUACAAACAUAAAAGAGAAGAUUUGUGUACAUUACAAAAUGGUAAAUGUGAUCAUUUUCACCUUAAACUUCUUUCUUCCCAAGUCUGUUAUAACCCCAAAUCAGAAAAAGUUGGGACAGUAUGAAAAAUGCAAAUAAAAUAAUGCAAAUACUAUUAAAAAGAAUAAAAAAUACAUUUUUAUUAUUAAUAAUAAUAAUAAUAAAGUCACAAAUCUGUACCUAUUGAACAAGAUGUAAUGUAUUUCUAGCACCACUAGAUGGGGAUGAUGAACUCCACAUGAUUAUAAACUCCACUUUAAAAGUCAGUUAAACAGUAAAGAUUUUAAUUUGGCUUUUUAAGUUUAGUUAAUAAUAAAUGGAGUACAAGGAAACCUUUGAUUUUCAAAGGCAGUUAAACAAAGUUACUUGCUGAUAUCUGUAUUUUGUAAUAUUUAUUUGUUCGUUCCUUUGUACCAGAAAAGUCAUCUUUGCUGCCUGCAACACCUUACAAAUCACAUUUUUUCUUGCUGAUGUGAUUUAUUGAAAUAAAUUAAAUAAAUUACAGCUUGUUGCUUGGGUACAGAUUUGUGACAUUCUUAUUAUUAUUGCUAUUAUUAUUAUUUUAUUGUUAUAAUUAUUAAAUGUUGCUGUUGUGUUUUUUUUUUUUUGUUGUUGAAAACUGUUCAUGUUUUGAAGUGUAAAAGAUUAAACAGCACCGUCUAUAAAUAAAUGAAUCACCUUGUG
Molecule: messenger RNA, 3366 nt
Organism: Trichomycterus rosablanca
Lineage: Eukaryota; Metazoa; Chordata; Actinopteri; Siluriformes; Trichomycteridae
Product: tripartite motif-containing protein 16-like
Exons: 6
Coding region: 25-1692 (555 amino acids)
Molecular function (GO): zinc ion binding; protein binding
Source: RefSeq, a predicted model, not a curated record